AUGCACAUCACAACCACCGCAAUCCUCUCGGCCCUUUUUCUGGCCAACCUUGGCCUGGCCGUGGACUGCCAAAACAGGUCAUACACGACUUGUGAUGACACCAAGACCGUGCAGUACUACGAUCUCGACACCGGCGAGCUUUGCCCUGUGAUCGACUGCGGUGGCGGCCGGGCGCCCCCCAAGACCAACGAGCCGUGCUGUCCCGCCUACAAGGGCACUGAUGCCUGCGUCAAGACCAAGGCGACGCUGGCCUGUUUCAAUGACAAAAAGCACAUGACUUCGACCGACACCUCGUCACAUACUAGCACGAGCGCUGCGACCAAGACGACAGAUGACAGUCGGCCCAGCACCGCAAAGUCAGGGUCUGAGUCCGGGCCAACGGCGGCGGCGCAGACAGGAACCUCGACAAAGACGGACUCUGCAAAGGCUGACCAGAUCACGCCGGCGCCAACACGCAGCGAUGCUCCGAACGGCUCUGCCGCGGCGGCAACUACGACGGGGGUGAAGGGGGCGGCGGCAGGCCAAUUGGCUCAGGCUAUGAGGGCUGUGGUGGGCGUUGCUGCCGUGGGCGCUGUUCUGGUGGUUUGA
Molecule: messenger RNA, 588 nt
Organism: Pyricularia pennisetigena
Lineage: Eukaryota; Fungi; Ascomycota; Sordariomycetes; Magnaporthales; Pyriculariaceae
Exons: 1
Coding region: 1-588 (195 amino acids)
Source: RefSeq, a predicted model, not a curated record